Messenger RNA from Echinostoma caproni, 462 nucleotides. NCBI's taxonomy places the organism in Eukaryota, Metazoa, Platyhelminthes, Trematoda, Plagiorchiida, Echinostomatidae. The record is from the annotation of a GenBank genome assembly.
AUGGAAUCUCGAUUGGCGCCGUCUGAGGAAACAUGUUCAGAACGCCAGUGUCGAGAUUCUGUAAGUCGAUACCUUGAAACGUUUGAUCUUUCCGAGUGGUGGGAUGAAUUACGAGAUAUCCGGCCCCGUUGGGGAAUUAAAUCAACGCGACUUGGUGUGUCCGACUCCGUUUGGCCUAGUGCAUGUUCGGUUAUGGUCAAAAAUUGUCCAGAUGAAAUGCCCUGUUUUCGUAUAUCCGUAAAAAUCGGAUUGCACAAUGCGUCCACAAGCAUUUGGGAUGAGACUGAUUUGGCAGAACUAAAUAGCUUACGACACGGAACGAAGAUUGGUUGCAAACCCAUGUAUGCUAUUGUUUCUGUAGUUAUUGAUCGGGCUAAAGCGGCGCCGGCACUUUUGAAACCUAAAUUUAAAAAAACGGACAAGAAGAGACAGAAAUACAAAAGCAGUGCAAAUUUUGAAUAA